UUACACUUUAACCAUUCUUCAAAACAAAAUACAAAGUACCCACUUUAGUUCUCUCCCACUUCGUGUGUUUCUCACAAAGAGAGAAUAUGCAAAGAACUUCUAGAGAGAGAAAUAGAUUGAAACCUUCUUCCAACAAACUCUCAAACUAGAUAGAUACAAAAUAGACUAGUUUAGAAUAGUUUAUGUUUAGUUGAAUUUUUUUUCUCCAGUAUUUUGGGUUUAUUAGGUUUUGGGUUUGAAUUAGGGUUUUGUGGAAUUGAUUUAUAGGGAUUUGUUUUAGAAUUGAAGUUUUGAUUGUGUUUAGGGAUAACUGAAGCACUUUGUGAGGUUUUUUUUAUUAUUCCAAUCUAGCUUUUUGAAUGUUACGUGAUGAGCGAAGUUAGUGCUUUCUAGGGUUUGUGUGUGUGGGGUUUCAAUGGGGAGUAUGAGUGAGCAUGAUAGAAAACGGCGUCACUUUAGCUCCUUGUCACCCACACCUGAACCUGCCAAGAAGUUACCGUUCUUGCCUAUUUCUGAAGACAAAAAGCUUGAUAUUGCUGUACUUCAGUAUCAAAAUCAAAAGCUUACACAGAAAUUAGAGACUCAGAAGUUAGAAUAUGCAACUUUUGAGAAUAAAUUUUCUCAACUGAAGGAGAGGCAACAGUCAUAUGAUUCUACUUUAGCAGUGGUCAAGAAGUCUUGGGAGCAGCUGGUUAAUGAUCUAGAGUCGCGUUCUGAACGCACAAGGGAGUCUAACCGCAAAGCAUAUUCCAGAUUUGUAUCAAGUACAGAUGAUGGUAGUUCAUCUACUGUUCAAGAUGUUUUUCUUAGCCGACUUUUGCAAACUGGUGCAACUGAAAGUUCCUCCUCUUCUCACUUCGCAAAUGAGAUGGUGCAACAUAGAGAAAUUACUUCUGAAAAAGCUAAAAACAUUUUGAAUAAUAUAUUGACAUUCAUUAAUAACUUUCGGUGUUUGAAAGAUGGAUUUCAUACUGCACUACUGAAAAAGCUUCGAGGAGAUGUUUCAUGUGGGCAGAUGUUAUCCAAUGAUAUGGAGGUGGAAAGUAAAAACUUGAGAUUGACAUUAAGUGAACUUCACUUAAAGCACAAGUCUUUAGCAAGCGUUUUCCGAAUUCAGAGGGAUCUGGAUGCAAAAAAUAAAGCCGAGCUUAAACAAUUAAAAGGGGAACUGGAAAGCACGGUCUCAGAGUUAGAAGAAAACAAUCACAAACUUGCAACUCUUAAGGUAGAAAAGGAUGCAGCCAAAGGGGCAGUUCUUCCAGUAUUAACUGUUGGAAAUACAAACAUUCCUAAUGAUAAGAUCAGAGACAAACAAAAGGAUUUACAAGAUAUGGAAUCUUCUUUGAAGGAGCUACUGAACCGAGCUUCAACACGAUUAGUGGAACUCAAAAGUCUUCAUGAGGAAAGAAUAAGAUUAUUGCAGCAAUUGUGUGAUCUACAGAACACACUGAAGAAUUUGAAGUGUAUUACCUCUUCCCAUGCGUUCCAAUUGGUUAAAGAUCAGAUAGAAAAAUCAAAAUUGGAAGUGCAGGAGUAUCAGGCCUUAUAUGAGAAACUACAGGCUGAGAAGGAUAAUCUUGCAUGGAGGGAGAGGGAGUGGUACAUCAAAAAUGAUUUAGCUGAUCUUUUUCAAAGAUCUGUGACAGUUUCUGAUCUUAGAGUUGCUGAUAUACGCACUGAGAUACAGAAAAUGAUCGAGCAAAAAAAGGUGAUUGAAAACAAGCUUAAAGAGGAAGCAAGAGAACAGGGAAGGAAAGAAAUUAUUGCUGAAUUUAAAUCUCUGCUUUCUUCGUUUCCUGAGGAGAUGGGAUCCAUGCAAAGUCAACUUAGUAAGUAUAAAGAAUCAGCUUCAGAUCUCCAUUCUCUGCGUGCAGAUGUGCAUUCUAUUUCCAGUACUCUUGUUCGGAAGGUAAAAGAAUGUGACAAAUUAUCUGUUAGGUCUGCUGGUCAACUUGCCGAGAUAAACAGACUUCUUGCUGUGGUUCAAGAUUUGCGAGUGACUCAGGAUGAGAUGAAGUUGAUACUGCGAAUGUAUAGACACGAGACCAUUGAUUCAAGGGAUGUCAUGGAAGCAAGGGAAGCAGAAUACGGAGCAUGGGCACAUGUUCAAAGUUUGAAAUCAUCUCUUGAUGAGCACAACUUAGAACUUCGAGUUAAAACAGCAAAUGAAUCAGAAGCCAGAUCACAGCAAAACCUUGCUGCAGCUGAAGCUGAGAUCGCAGACAUGAGACAUAGAUUAGAUGAUUCUAAAAGGGAGAUGUGUAAAAUGUCUGAUGUCUCGAGAUCUAAAAAUGAAGAAAAUGAAGCCUACUUAUCUGAAAUAGAGACUAUUGGACAAGCAUAUGAUGACAUGCAGACCCAAAACCAACAUCUGUUGCAUCAGAUUACUGAGAGAGAUGAUUACAAUAUUAAGCUCGUUUUAGAAGGUGUAAGGGCUAGACAAAAACAGGAUUCUUUGAUUUUGGAGAAGCGAUUAAUGGAGCAGGAGAACCAACAAUCAAAUGUAUCUUUUAAUUUAUACAAUACCAAAGCUGCAAGAAUUGAAGACCAGUCAAGGUUUUGCUCAGAUCAGAUUCAAAAACUUGAGGACAACAAACUUCAUAGUUCUGGCUGUUUGGAGAAUACACAAAGAAGGCUGUCGGAUAUUAGACCAUCAUCGCAGCAGGUUAGGGAUUCAGUGGUGGAAUUGCAAGCUAGAAUUACCAGUAGUCGGGUGACUCGUAUGGAGUUACAAACCGAACUUGAGAAAGAAAGGUUUGCCCAAAAAACAGUAGAGGAAGAUCUGGAGGUUGCUAGGAGAAACUUGUCACAACUUAAAGCACAAAAUGAGGAUUCCUCGGUAACUGAUAAGCUUCAACAGGAACUUGGAGAGUACAUGGAAAUUGUCAAGUGCAGUAUUUGUCGAGACAGGACAAAAGAGGUGGUAAUUACAAAAUGCUACCACUUGUUUUGCAACUCAUGUAUCCAGAAAAUUGCUGGGAGUCGGCAGCGCAAAUGUCCACAAUGUGGUGCAUGUUUCGGGGCCAAUGAUAUUAAGCCGGUUUAUUUGUAACUAUGUUCAACUGCCGAGAUCAGGAACGUUGGUGGCAAUCCACAAGUGCCUGUCUCCUUUUCUUUUGUACCAUAAAUGAUUCUUUUUGCCGGUACUUGAAGUUUCUUAGUACCACAUGUACUCUUUCUUGAAAAUGGGAUGCUUGAUUUUACUCUGUGGAAAGAAUUGAAAACCACAAGAAACGUAAAAUUCGUUCUUUGCAGGUUUAUCAAAAUUCUUCUUCCAAAUGAGAUUUGGAGAAGGCCAUGAAGGUUGCUCUUUGACUGUACAAUUAAUAUUUCAAAAUAUUGGUAGCCCAAACUGGCCAUGAUGGCUUUAUGCCUUGGAAGUUAACUCAUAAGAGAGAGCAAUGAAAUGUCUUGCUUUUUAGAUUAAUAGUUCUUUUUCCUGCUGCUACGGCAGAAGUUCAAUUUUUUUGCUUCAGAGGCAUGUGUUGUUGUACUUGUAAAUAUCUUAGAUUUAUAAGGGGGUCGUCCAAUUUUGGUUUAUCAUAGCUUGUAAUCUUAUACAUGAUAUGCCAAGAUAUCAUUGUAAUUGAUGUGUUGUAACCUAUGAAUGCCCAUUUUAUCAUA
This is a messenger RNA of Lathyrus oleraceus (garden pea), 3624 nucleotides long. RefSeq names its product E3 ubiquitin-protein ligase BRE1-like 1. The record is from RefSeq and is a predicted model, not a curated record. Gene Ontology annotation, molecular function: ubiquitin protein ligase activity; metal ion binding. Gene Ontology annotation, cellular component: nucleus; HULC complex. Bases 416 to 3052 code for a protein of 878 amino acids. Lineage: Eukaryota; Viridiplantae; Streptophyta; Magnoliopsida; Fabales; Fabaceae. The transcript is spliced from 19 exons.